This is a messenger RNA of Gasterosteus aculeatus aculeatus (three-spined stickleback), 5243 nucleotides long. The record is from RefSeq and is a predicted model, not a curated record. Lineage: Eukaryota; Metazoa; Chordata; Actinopteri; Perciformes; Gasterosteidae.
CUCCGCUUGUCAGUCAGACUUUGAACAGCGCGCUGGCGCUCAUCAUCACUACUAAUCUUCGGCCGCCGCUUGUCAUCAACGAAGGCAGCUUCUGACAGUCGUCCCCUACCGGCUUUAGAAAUAUAGAUUAAGAUGAACAGUUGCUGAGACAGGGCAGGAAACCCGAGGGCAACACCGCGGGGACCGAGCGGAGAUAAAGAAAACCCACCUCAGCGGCGCCGUUUAACGCUCUUGUUCGGGAGUUGCGAUGGUCCAGUCAAGGGAUGUUUUUCUAGCCUUGCUUCUCGUGGGCUGUACAGUUUCAUUGGAUGUGCAGAUCACUCCAAGUCACGGUGAGAUUAGUGUCGGAGAGUCCAAAUUCUUCAUGUGUGAAGCUGUUGGAGUUGCCAAGCACAUGAACUGGUUCGGACCAAAUGGAGACAGGAUAGAACCGAACAGACCCGACAUAACAGUAACCCGCAACGAUGAGUCAUCCUCCACCCUCACUCUGUACAAAGCUGGGGAGGAAAACGCAGGAACGUACAAGUGUGUCGCCACCAACGGGGACCAGCAAGCAGAGUCAACUGUCAAAGUGAAAAUCUUCCAAAAAGUCACCUUUACGAACGCGCCCUCACCCCAAGAGUUUAACGAAGGAGACAAUGCCAUCCUCAUCUGUGAUGUCAUCAGUUCGCCUCCACCCACUGUCUUCUGGAAGUACAAAGGAGCUAGAAUACAAAUGGAAAAAGAUGUUCGCUUUAAGGUAUUGCCCAAUAACCACCUUCAAAUUCGUGGCAUAAAGAAGACUGAUGAGGGCUCGUAUAUCUGCGAGGGUCGCCUCAUGGCUCGCGGCGAGAUUGAUCUGCGGGUCAUCAAGGUUGUAGUGAACGUGCUCCCGACCAUCCGGGUAUGGCAGUCAGAGGUGAAUGCAACAGCCGAUGUCGGGCAGUCCGCCAUGUUAACGUGUGCUGUUGAUGGCUAUCCUGAACCCAUGGUGACAUGGACAAGAAACGAAGUGGUUCUCGAGGCAGGAGAGAAGUACAGCUUUAAUGAGGACGGCUCAGAAAUGACGUUGCUGGAUGUUACCAAGCUGGAUGAAGGAGAAUACACCUGCAUUGCCAGGAACAAAGCUGGGGAAAGUGAGAAGGAACUCAGUCUGAGAGUGUUUGUCAAACCUAAGAUCACCUACAUCGUAAACCAGAGCACUUCGGAGAUGGAGGAGCAGGUAACUCUGACUUGCGAGGCAUCGGGAGAUCCAACUCCCACCAUCAGCUGGAGCUCCGGUGAGCACGUCUUCACUGAAGGAGAGCAGGCACAUCUAAACAGGAUCUAUCAGGCAUCAUGGACUCGGCCCGAGCAACACAAGAGCCUGGAUGGAAAUGUCGUGGUGAGGAGUGACGCCCGCGUGUCCUCCCUCACUCUGAAGUAUGUCAAGUACUCAGACGCUGGUCAGUACCUGUGUUCAGCACGCAGUGCCAUCGGAGAGGACGAUCAGACGGCAUUUCUGGAGGUCCGCUAUGCCCCUAAGAUUCACGGUGCAGUGGCAAUAUAUACCUGGGAGGGCAACGCUGUGAAUAUCAGCUGUGAGGUCAAGGCUCAUCCCAUCGAUGUGUCUAUUGUGUGGCUGAGAGAUGGACUGCAGCUCCCCAACUCAAACACCACCAACAUAAAGAUCUUCAGGAGUCCGUCAGCCAGCUACUUGCAGAUAACCCCCGAGUCAGAAAACGACUUUGGGAGCUAUAACUGCACUGCUUCAAAUGAGAUCGGCACGGAGUCCAAGGAGUUCCUGCUCAUCCAGGCCGAGGUGCCGUCGGCUCCAUCCAUCGGUGAGGUGAGACCCUUCUCCACCACGGCACAGAUCCAGUUUGAGGAACCGGAAUCCACUGGAGGUGUGCCGGUCUUGAAAUACCGAGUGGAGUGGAGGGCUCAGGGCUGGGGCACCUGGGUGCACCAGGUCUAUGAGGUCCAAGACGGCUACACCAGCGAGGCGACUAUAACGGGCCUGAGGCCGGAGACCGGCUACGAGCUGAAGUUGUCAGCCAUCAACGGCAAGGGGGAAAGUGAAAGCAGCGCUGCCGAGUUCUUCAAGACAGAGCCUGUCCACGGCAUUUUUAAUUUUUUCACUGAAGACACAGAAGGGAAUCCCAAUCCUCCUAAACUCGAAGGGGCUCUUCCACCCAAAGGCAACUCUCUCAAAGUCCGCUGGAUCAAGCAGGAUGACGGCGGCUCGCCCAUUCUACAUUAUCUCGUUCGCUACAAGCCAAUCCAGGUGUCAGAGUGGAAACCAGAAAUCCGGCUGCCCAGCGGCAGCGACUACGUGUUUCUCAGCGGCUUGGAGUGGGACACCGAGUACAGCGUCUACGUGGUGGCAGAGAAUCAGAAGGGCAAGUCCCAGCCAGCCACCAUGUCCUUCAAGACGUCCACGCAGCCCGAAGCCGUGCCAGAUUUGGGGGAAGAGGCAGCGUUCUCAAUGAGCAUCACACUCUGGGCGGGGAUCCUUGUUGUAGCAUUUGUACUCCUGCUUCUAGCUGUCGAUGUCUCCUGUUAUUUUGUCAACAAAUGUGGCCUCAUCAUGUGCCUCUGCGGUAAAUCGGGCACAGGGACCAAAGGGCACAACGUGGAGGAGGGAAAAGCAGCCUUCAUGAAAGACGAGUCCAAGGAGCCAAUUGUGGAAGUCCGAACAGAGGACGAGUGCACGGCCAAUCACAACGCAGCAGGACCGACGGAACCCAAUGAAACCACCCCGCUUACGGAGCCAGAGCUGGCGGCUUACACUGCUGCUCUGGCACUGGACUCCCUCUCCUCCGUAGCCACCAACUCUGACACGGCCACCGCAACAAUUGACCCCGCUCAGGACAGCCCCUCUAGCGAGACCACCACCCUCACUUGUAGUCUGUCCGCCCCGGCCGACGACCCCUCGCCCAGCCCCGUCCUGGCUCCGGCCCCGACUCCAGAGUCGAACGCGGCCCUCGCGACUCUCCUCAUCUCCAGCUCCGCCAUCGAGGCUAAAAUGGCCCCGUUACUAGAGCAAAGAAGAAGCGACAACCCGGAAGAACCGGAGAAACUAACCGCUCCUCCUUGUAGCCCCGAACGGACCGUAGCUCAGAAAUCCGGGACGCCGAUACCGCCGAAGCGCAGGCACUCUCCUAAGCUUGCGGCCCUGAAUGCUAAAGGUAGCCCGCCUGUAUCGCCACUGGCCUCGUCACCCUCUCCUACACUCGAAGGCAAGAAACGUGCUCCGAGGCCACCCGGCAGCAAGCUUCCCGUGCAGCAGCACGCUGUAGCCUCAGGCACCAAGACGCCAGGGCAAACUGACGCCACUCUAGCAACCGCUGCCCCUCCGAAACCAGACUCCAGUGGGAGGAGCCUGACUGCCUUUGACUUCCCGAAUGAACCUGCUGAGCAAACUGACGAUAACGCUGCCAAAGCUGUUGCUGCUGCUGCUGCUGCCGCCGCCGGGUCCCCCUCAGCGAUCCACGUUGCUCUUAAAGCCCCGGAUGCUGAGGUCUCCACCCCUGUGGUUGCACGCGUCCCCUCUCCUUUGCCCGUCACUUAUAUUUCGUCCAGUGUGAGGGUGCCGGUUUCGAAUGAUCCCUUCGCAUCGGCGUCCGACGGGAACAACUCGCGUGCCGAGGGGCCCGUAGGCGCAGAUGUAGUGUUAGAGCUGACAAACGGGACAGAAAGACGCUCUCCGCCUCCCGCGGCGCUCAAUAGCUUAGAGAGCCCGCCCUAUGCCCCCUCUCUGCCCAAUGGAGACGGAGCAGACCUCCCCCCCUCUGGCCCAGUUGUGGAGGCGUCAGAGACUCUGGCCAAGACUGCUCCUCCUGUCAACGAUGAGUACGGCUCCCUCUAGAGGUUUAUCUGUGUUUGUGAGUUUUUCCGAUGAUAAAGGCAAGCUGCAGGAGGCAGACUUAUCGAACGCCGUGACGGAGAUCUCUGCCCAACGCAACAGUGUCAUACAGACAAAUACCACUGAGAGCAAAGCAUGAUGGGAAGGGGGGAAAGCCCCGGCCAGAUACCAAACAUUUUGCAGCAGCAAACGAGCGAGAAACACUGCAGAGUUUUGAUUUCCAGUGCCCUUAACAACAUACUCAAAACGGCACACGCGUGUUGAUUGGUUAGAGCGCACUUUGACAGUAAUUUCAGUUCUGGUUUCAUUCCUGAAAUGUUUACUACACCCAAGAGGUUUAUCUUUAUCAUCACAAGAGAUUUAUUUUAUUUUUUUAUUGUUGUUUUAUUUAACCCGUCAGGACGUUUAAAGACAAUCUCUUAUUCCAAGGAUGGCUUAGUAAAUGUGUGACGUUCGACUGUACUUUCUGUUCCGAGCAUUUGGUUUGCAGUUACGUACAAGUUUUGGAUUAUUAUGGGAAAUGUAAAAAAGAAAACGAUAAAAAAGAACCUGUCUAUAUAUAUAGAAACGAUUCUUCUUAUUUUCAUGUUCUCCUGUUUAAAUGUAAACAUUGCAUUUAUUUUAUUUUGGCCUCCUGAGUGGCAAGCUUGUCUCAUUUAGCUUGUUCUGCAUGUCUGACCUGCAAGUGGCUGUAGAGUUUUGUUUACAAGAUUUAUAGUUUCACUUUGUCUCCUACAGGGAUUUUUCAUCUCUCACAGAUACGCUAGCGUUGAUUAAACAGACUUCGAUGUUUGGACUAUAACCAUAUUUGCUAUGGUUAUAAAAGAUACAGGUUUAACCCACAGCCGGCUGCAGGAGGGGAAAAGAUUAAGAGAGAAUCCCGCAACACAUCAACCGUGUGUAUUAUGGGAUCAAAUAUGGUCCAUUUCAUGGUAUAAUAUAAUCGGUCUGUUUCUGCCUUUACCACAGCGAUGCUAUUUGUUAACAAAAUGUACUGGAUAACAAACGUCCUCUGAAAGAACAAACUGCCAGUGGAACUGUUGAUUCUCAGCCGUGUGUUGAAGAACGGUGAAUCUCACGAUCUUGAGCUAAAUGUACGACUCUUAUUUGUCUGGGAGGAGGCGACGGCUGCCGUUUCCUCCUCAUAUCAAAGCAGACCGAAGGUCUUGCUUUGUACUUUGAGUUGUGCUUUUAAAGCAAAAAAAAUGAAUAAAAGUUCUAAAAAAGCAUUUUGUACUAUUUAAAAGCUACUAACCCAUUAUUUUCCAUUUCCUGCCUGCAAGCUUGUGCGCUGUGCCCGUGUGUCAUUAGAUUGUCUUGUCAUCCGUCUGUAUGAUAAUCUGCAUAGCUUUGUCGUGAGAGAUUUAGCCUUUUCUUUUAAUUUAAUAUAUUGUAUAAAUAGAAGAAAAGUACGAUA